AUGAUGAAUCGCACGCUGCUGCCACCGCCAUCGACGCCAGCAUUCGUGUCGCGCGCGCCAGUCCUCCACGGCGCACCCACCGCAGGAGGCCAGCAGCAGCAGCAGCAGCAGCAGCCAGGAUCGAUCUCUGCACCGCCCGCCAUCUACGCUGCAGGUGCACAGCCGCCAUCGCAGAGCAGCGGCGCACUCAUGGGCGGGCUCAUGCCGCCGCCUCCACAUCCAAUGCACUACGAUGGACACAUGCACCCGGGACACCCUGGUGGACACCCCGGCGGACACCCCGGUGGACACAUGCCGAUGCGCAGGAGAGGACCCAACUUCCGCGAGCAGCAGCGCAAGUCAACCAAGGUCUUUGUGGGCAACAUUGCCGACUCGGUCUCGGACGAGCUGCUCGGUGAGAUUCUCGCCCAGUGCGGCACCGUCGUCAGCUGGAAGAGACUCAAGGGCAAGGACGCCACAUCGUUUGGGUUUUGCGAGUUUGAUUCCCCGGAUGGCACGCUCCACGCGCUCAAGUUUCUCGAAAAGCGCUUCCUCUACGGCAAGGAGCUCACCCUGAAGGUCGACGACUCCACGCGCGUCUUCCUGGACCAGUACCAGGUCGGCAAGGCCAUGUACGAGGAAGGCAUGCGCCAAAAGCAAGAAAAGGCGGCAGCAGCAGCUCAGGCCGCCGGCGGAACUCCGGGCGAUGCCGCGGCAGUCGCGCCGCCUCCGCUUCUCCCUCUCCCUCUCGACCGACCGGCCGCGACAGCAGGGGCUGCUGGCAGCGAAAGCACUCAACCCGCAAACGCUGAGGACGGAGGUGCACAGUCUUCGGCUGCAGGCGCAGACGAUCAGGAUGACGAGGAGCCAGACGCAUCCGAAGCCAAUCAGCCCACCCCCGAGCAGCGUGGCGAGCGCAUCGAUGCCAUCAUUGCUGCUGCUUACGAGCGCAAUCCACCACCUCCACCGCCCAUGGCGGGAGGCGAGCGAGCCAAACCGGCUUCCGAAACAUCAUCCUCGGAUGCCUCCAAACAACAGCCGUCCACGCAAUCUACAGUCAGCACGUCCGACACAAAAGAGCGCGCCCGAAGGCCUGGUGACGCGGAUCGCGCGUUUUUCGAUGUACUGCGAAGAUGGGAGCAUCACGAGCGUGAAAAGAUGCGCUUGUACCAGAUGGAACAAAAGUCGGAUCAGGAACGUCAAAAAGACGCCGACAACUUCCUCAAGCACAACCUCGAGAAGCUUGCCACCUACGAUGACGACAAGGACGAUUCAAAGUAUUACAAUGAAAAGAAAAUGGCAUCACUCAUGCGCGAUCGCCAGCGCGAGGCGGAGCUUGACGCAAAGGAUCGUGCUCUCGAGAAAGACGAGGAAGAUCGCCAGCGAAAGCUGGUUUUGCAACAGCAGCAACAAGAGUUUUUGAAGCACAAGCGCGAAAACGAAGAGCUGCAGCGACAAAAGCAACAGGCCGAAGCCGAUGCAGCUGAGCGUGCUGCCUCGAGUCACAAGCGUACCGCUUCGGAAGCACUGGAUGCGUCCGACCCCGAGAAGCGCGCUCGCUUGCAAGAGCCGACCAACCGCAACCACUCAACCGAACAGCGGCGCGCCCAGAUUGAGCAAUCGAUUCCCAAAGAGUCGUCGGCACUGUUUGCUUUCCGCGUGGAUUGGAAUGGGCUGGAUCAUAAGCUCUUGUCUACCAUCCGAACGUGGGUCAACCAACAAAUGCUCGAGUAUAUUGGCGUCGAAGAGCCAGCUUUGGUGGACUUUAUCACCGCGCGGAUAUCCGAGCAUUGCAAUGCGCAAGUCAUUCGCGAAGAGGUGGCCAAGAUUCUGGACGACGAGGCCGUCAAAUUUACAGUUGAUCUUUGGAGGUUGCUGGUGACCGAGCUGGAGCUCCGGCGCCAAGGACAGUAGAUGCAGUUGCAAAUCUUGUUCUUGUCGUAUGUGCCUCAGACAAGCAUUUAAUGCUAUCAUUGAGCUGUUUCAUUUGAACCUUUGAAGCUAUAUUCCUGAUCACUUUGCAUAACUACCGG
This is a messenger RNA of Capsaspora owczarzaki ATCC 30864, 2012 nucleotides long. RefSeq lists its product as hypothetical. The coding region runs from base 1 to 1893 and encodes 630 amino acids. Gene Ontology annotation, biological process: mRNA processing. Gene Ontology annotation, cellular component: spliceosomal complex. Gene Ontology annotation, molecular function: mRNA binding. Lineage: Eukaryota; Filasterea; Ministeriida; Capsasporidae. The transcript has 6 exons. The record is from RefSeq and is a predicted model, not a curated record.